Dromiciops gliroides (monito del monte) is the source of this 7319-nucleotide messenger RNA. RefSeq names its product forkhead box P1 (gene FOXP1). The transcript is spliced from 20 exons. The record is from RefSeq and is a predicted model, not a curated record. NCBI's taxonomy places the organism in Eukaryota, Metazoa, Chordata, Mammalia, Microbiotheria, Microbiotheriidae. The coding region runs from base 692 to 2722 and encodes 676 amino acids. Gene Ontology annotation, biological process: regulation of transcription by RNA polymerase II. Gene Ontology annotation, molecular function: DNA-binding transcription repressor activity, RNA polymerase II-specific; RNA polymerase II cis-regulatory region sequence-specific DNA binding. Gene Ontology annotation, cellular component: nucleus.
ACACACACACACACACACACACUCUAUCUCGGACAUUCUCCCAUUAUUUCUUCCCUUCCUGUCCCCACUCCCCCCAAUACCCAAACCUGUAUUCUGGAGACUUGUUGCAAGCAACCCUGUUCUCUGGCCGACCAUUGAGGCGAAAGUUUUGUCUGCAGGAGCAAAGGACGGGGCGAGCGCCCGAGGCAGCACCAGCAGCAGCCCAGCAGCAGCAGCAGCAGCAGCAGCAGCAGCAGCAGCAGCAACAACAACCGCCGCCGCCACCGCCGCCGCAGCUGCAGCAGUCCCAGCAGCAGCAGCAGAUGGUGCUAGGGAGGAGAUGGUUGUGCGGGCUCUGUUAGCCUCAGAGUGGGCACGCUAAGAGCUCGGCUGACCCGUCUCUCUGUUCCGGUGUCCCAAGAGCUUUUUCUGAUCAAUUCCAGUUCCCAAAAAAAGCAUUUGGCAAUGGUGAAGCUUGCAUGGCUCUGCUCUGAGUUGUGGUAGACCAGGAGUGCAGAGGUGUGAUGCCCACUAGCAAAAAGGUGUCUAGCUGUGUGUUGCUGUCCUGCCAUACUAUGCGUAUCACACAAACAGUGAUCCCUGACCUUUUUAUGGCUGUGAGCCACUUUAAAAGUUCAGGGGUAAGAAGUGACCUUCUGGGGUGGCUGUAACUGAAGAUUGCUUUACAGUAACUUAAAAAGGUUUUUGAGUCAUGAUGCAAGAAUCUGGGCCUGAGACAAAAAGCAACGGUUCAGCCAUUCCGAAUGGAGCAGGAGGUGGCAACCACUUAUUGGAGUGCGGCAGCCUACGGGAAGGGAGAGCGAACGGCGAGACACCGUCGGGGGAGAUUGGUGCGGCAGAUUUAGCACAUAUCCAGCAGCAGCAGGCUCUUCAGGUGGCAAGACAGCUUCUUCUACAACAGCAACAAGUUAGUGGAUUAAAGUCCCCCAAGAGGAAUGACAAACAGCCAGCCCUUCAGGUUCCUGUGUCAGUGGCUAUGAUGACACCUCAAGUUAUCACUCCCCAGCAAAUGCAGCAGAUUCUCCAGCAACAAGUGCUCACCCCCCAGCAACUCCAGGUCCUGCUUCAGCAGCAGCAGGCACUCAUGCUUCAACAGCAGCAGCUUCAAGAGUUUUACAAAAAACAACAGGAACAGUUACAGCUCCAACUUUUACAACAACAACAUGCUGGAAAACAGCCUAAAGAGCCACAACAACAGCAGGUGGCAGCUACCCAGCAGUUGGCCUUUCAACAACAGCUCUUACAGAUGCAGCAGUUACAGCAACAACACCUCCUCUCCUUGCAACGACAGGGCCUGCUAACCAUUCAGCCUGGACAACCUGCCCUUCCCCUCCAACCUCUUGCUCAAGGCAUGAUUCCAGCCGAACUGCAGCAGCUCUGGAAAGAAGUGACAAGCUCGCAUCCAGCGGAAGAAACCCCGAGUAACAACCAUAGCAGCUUGGACCUGUCUUCCACAUGUGUCACCACCUCCUCUGCACCUUCCAAGACCUCCUUAAUAAUGAACCCCCACGCCUCUACAAACGGACAGUUAGCGCCAGUCCAUACUCCGAAAAGGGAAAGUUUAUCCCAUGAGGAUCACCCCCAUAGCCACCCACUCUAUGGACAUGGCGUUUGCAAGUGGCCAGGCUGUGAAGCAGUGUGUGAAGAUUUUCAAUCAUUUCUAAAACAUCUCAACAAUGAGCAUGCGCUGGACGAUAGAAGCACAGCUCAAUGUAGAGUACAGAUGCAGGUUGUUCAACAGUUAGAGCUCCAGCUUGCAAAAGACAAAGAGCGCCUACAAGCGAUGAUGACCCACCUCCACGUGAAAUCAACUGAACCCAAAGCCACCCCUCAGCCUUUGAAUCUGGUAUCAAGUGUCACACUCUCCAAAACAGCAUCAGAGGCUUCUCCACAGAGCUUACCUCAUACUCCUACUACCCCUACAACACCCAUCACUCCUGUCACCCAAGGACCUUCUGUCAUCACUACCACCAGCAUGCACAAUGUGGGACCCAUCAGAAGGCGGUACUCAGAUAAAUACAAUGUGCCCAUUUCUUCAGAUAUUGCGCAGAACCAAGAAUUUUAUAAGAACGCAGAAGUUAGACCACCCUUUACAUAUGCAUCUUUAAUUAGGCAGGCUAUUCUUGAAUCUCCAGAAAAGCAACUAACCCUAAAUGAAAUCUAUAACUGGUUCACGCGAAUGUUUGCUUACUUCCGGCGCAAUGCAGCCACAUGGAAGAAUGCAGUGCGUCAUAAUCUUAGUCUUCACAAGUGUUUUGUGCGAGUAGAAAACGUUAAAGGGGCAGUAUGGACAGUGGAUGAAGUAGAGUUCCAAAAACGAAGGCCACAAAAGAUCAGUGGUAACCCUUCUCUUAUUAAAAAUAUACAGAGCAGCCACGCCUACUGUACACCUCUCAAUGCUGCUUUACAGGCUUCAAUGGCUGAGAAUAGUAUACCUCUCUACACUACUGCUUCCAUGGGUAAUCCCACUCUGGGCAAUUUAGCCAGUGCUAUGAGGGAAGAGCUGAAUGGUGCAAUGGAGCAUACCAACAGUAAUGAAAGUGACAGUAGCCCGGGCCGUUCCCCUAUGCAAGCAAUGCACCCUGUGCAUGUCAAAGAGGAGCCUUUAGAUCCAGACGAGAAUGAAGGUCCACUCUCCUUAGUGACAACAGCCAACCACAGUCCAGAUUUUGACCAUGACAGAGAUUAUGAAGAUGAACCUGUAAAUGAGGACAUGGAGUGAAUGUCUGAUAUCCUUACCCUGAGAAAUGAAGAUUGGGAAAAAAGAAACAGAAACAAAACACGUCAAAGUCCGCUGUGAAAUCUCUCCAUUAUUGUACAGUCUGGGGGAUUUUCACUCCAUUUUGACAACUCUGAAAUGUGUUAACUCUUAGUGCCAUCAAGUAUCCCAUUUGGGAGUAUUUUUGAUUUUUCUACUUUUUGUUGAAAAAAGGAAUUUGUACUCUGUGCAUUGGAUGGACUUGUUUGGUACUUGGGAUUUUCCUCUCUUACAGUCAACAUCAGUGUUGUAAAUUUGCUAAACUGAUUCACUUACAUUUAGCAGCAGACUUUGGACUGCAGUCCUGCCAAUCACAGACACUGAGGACGUCAGACUGAGCAUGCUCACCUAAACUGCAGAUCAAGCCUUUGCCCAGAUUUUAAGGAUUCCAAUGGACCACAUAUUUGCACAGUACUUACUGCAUGCUGAUUAUCACUGCCUUUACUCCAAUUUUUUUUUUUUUUGCUUCCAUUUGGGAUGGGGAAGGCCUCUGUGUGUGUAUUGGGGGGUGGGGUUAAAGAAUAAUUAUCCCAAACUUUUUAAUGUAUUGCUUUUUUUUUUUUUUGGCUUCUACUAUACCAUUUUAAGUUCUGACCUCAGGCCUCAAUUUGGGCCCAGGGCCUCUUUGAGGCUUUAAUGUUUUCUGUACUCUGUGAUGAAUGUUAAUAGGUGUUUUUAUUAUACAAAGCUGAAUGUCAUUUUCUUGUUUGUAGUUUUCUGUCAUUCAUUCCAGUUUCCUUCAGAUAGCACCCAUGUUUUCUUUCAAUUCAGAAAACAUUCCGUUUUGGUCUUUGCAAAGAAGGUCCCAAAUGCUGCACUCUACCCCAAUGAAGGUUGUCCAACUCCAAAGGAUGAAAUCCUGCAAGAAUGAGAAUGAAUGACAGACAGACAGACAGAGAACACUGUAGAAAGCAACGCAGAUUCAUUCCACAAAGCAGUAUUUGGGAAUUUUGUCUUAGGGUUGUUUUCUUGGCAGCCACAGUGAUCGUUUUUAAAUGCCACUUCAUCUGUAACAUCACCAGGAUAUUUAGCACCAAUUGAAUUCAGUAGCAGCUAGUAUCAGUCAAUCAAAAAGAGCCUACUAUGUGUCAGUCACUGUGCUAGGCUCUGGGAACACAGACAAAUAAGAGUGCCAUGGCAGACACUCCCUUGUUUGACACAAGUUUGGAUGGACCAACAGCUCUCUGAAGUAGUCCUAAGGAUCUGUGCAGGGUACCCAAAUGGGUUACUUUGUCUACAAAGUGGUGAAAAAUGUCACAGACUUCACCAAAUGCCAUUCCUGAAAGUAGUGGUGUUGUCACUUAAUUUAAGCAUCCAUCCAUUAGGGACUGCUUGGUGGCAUUAAUCUGCUUGAAUGCAAAAUCUGAUUUCAGAUUGAACCUGUUAUGGAAAUUGUUAAGGACUGAGCCCAGGAAAUGUUAAAGUGUUAAUGAUUCCAAUUGUGCAAAUCCUGUACUGCAGUUUUGUUGGUUCUACAAUAUUCCUAUGCCAACUUGGAUCACGCACUCAGAGUGAGAGAGAUGAUGGCGGUCUCAGGCCUGGAGCUUGCCUUUUGGAGCUCAGCGGUUCUCAUCUCUCGCGAUUGCGGAGAGAAAGCUGGAAUUCUCAGUCACCUCAGUCACCAAACCCCUGAGCAUGUUCAAUUCUGCGACCACUUUUGUCACUCAGUUAUUUAUGUAGGAUGGUAGCUUAUUUUUUAUUUUAGUUUGAAAGCCUUUCAGAGCUUAAUUUAUAUUCUCCUUUGUACUUUUUUUCUAAAAUUACCAAAGAUAUUACACAAAGGUAAAUUAUGUUCUCUGUUAUAUGCUUUAUCGUAUGAAGCCAAAUAUCCUCUUAUUGUUGAUCAAAGGAGGUGAAAGAAUUUAGUGGGAAAUGACAAGAUAUGGGCUAUUGCUAACCUGAGAGAGAACUGCUCCUUUAUUCUAUAAUAAAUUUAGAAGGCCAAGUAGGUAAUGGAACCAAAGUUGUUGCUUUUUUAAAUUUUAUUUAAUUUUUUUUUGUGCACCUCUACAGUGACUGAAGCUCACUACUGUAAGGAAAAAUAUGGGGGCUAUCAAGGAUCAAAGUAGGGAACCAGUAUUAAAGGAACUACAGAGGGGGAGAACACUCCCACAACAACAACAAAAAAAAAGUGAAUGUAUGUUGCAGAAAAUUAGUGUAUCCAAUAAAGGAGACAGUUAAAUAAAAUUCAGAGAGAACAAGAGAAGCUUCCAUGAUUGAACUGGGACACAAAAUAGAUUUUCUAGGGGGAAAAAUGUUUGUUUGACAGAUAGUAUGCCACAUUUUCUUUUUCCAGGGUUGUGCUCUGAUCACAUCUCCAGUUUUGGUUUAUCUUGGCAUAAUUUCUCAGUUUUUGUUGUUUAGGUUUUAUUCACCAUUUUCCACAAAGAAAUAACACUCCUGUCCACUCGUAAGCUUGGUACAAGAAACAGAAACUUGAUUGGCAGUUACUCUUUGGAGUUCCAUCCACUCUGCUUCCCACCACACAAAGGGCAGUCUGUGGUCAUUUUAAACUUACCCUGAUGUGCGGGCAGUAGCCCGAUGGGAUCAUGAGAAGUGGGCCCUGUAUUUCUAAACUGAGUGGGUUGCUGGCUAGUUCGGUAUUCAAAAGAGGAUAAAAAUCUGGUAGAUUAGUUCAUUCUCAGCAUGUGUAGCUAGACAUGAGUAAAGAGAACAGCAUGAGAAACUGUUAGUUCGCAUACCUCAGUUCAAACCUUUAGGGAAUGAGUAAAAGAAAAGUACAUUGCACUCAGUUGCACUUAGUUGUAUGUCUUGCAUGCUUAGUCUAAAGACUGUAGCAAAAAAAUAAAAAAUAAAAAUAAAAAGAGAGAAAAAUUAGAUUUUAUGUCUCUUGCGGGUGUCAUGACCUCGCAGAAGAACCAACUGAAAAAAAAAAUCUCAGGCUUUCUUUCCGUCAAGCAAAUUUCACUCUGAUUUUUACAGUUCUGAUUCUGUAUCCCUCUGAGUACCCAAUUGCUUCCUUAGGGUGGGGUUUAUUAUGUUGUACAUAUAUAGCCCGCUGUGUCUGUGUGAGCUUUUGUCUUUUUUGGGGGAGGGCAGAGGGAGGUUCAUUUUUUAGAUAUUGUUCCUAAAAAGGAAUAAAUGCAUACACCUGUUUGUCAAAACACCUUUCUUUUUUUUUUUUUUUGUGCAACUGCUUUAUAUUAACUAUACUAAAAAUAGCUUUGGGAAAAAAACCUACUGUAUGUAAUGGGAUUGCAGAGUGUGCUGCACAUGUAUUUCAUUUAGUUAUCCUUGCUUUAAGAAUAUUGGAUGACAUUUCCUGACAUGUGGGAGAAAAGCCCUGAAACCCCCCCCCUUUUUUUUUUUGGCUUUUAAAUUGUAACAUAGUUGACAGAUUUUGUUUUGUGUUUUUUUCUGUUAUCAUUGAUUGAAGCAUUUUGUACAGUUGUGUUUUUUGUGUGUGUUAAGCUUUUUUUUAUACUCCCCCCCCCCGCCUCCCCCCCCUCCACGUUGUGUUAUUCUACCACUGACAUUUCUGGCUGUCUUCAAUGAGUUCCUAACAUUUGAAAAGGAAAAAAAAAUGUUGUUGAAAAAUGUUUUCUCCUGCUGCAGUAAAUAUUUUGCAUGAUGAAAGUCCAGGGUCACACUUUCAAAGUUUAUCAGUGAAGUAGUGAUUAAUAAUGGGGAGUGUCAAAAUAUUGAACUUUUGUAUAAAAAAAAAAAACUUUACAAGGUGCCAAGAUGUAAAGACAAUUUGUUACAUGUUUUUUUUCUCAAAGAAAAGCGUACAUUAUGAAAGUAGUACCAUGUAUCAGGUAAACAUGCUGUCAGGAAUGAGGGUCCAGCCUUCCUUGUCCCCAGAGUUUGUAAAUGUGAAACCUGUAUGGUUUCUGCAUUUGACUAGCAGAAAAAUGACCUAUCAAGGCUUAUGUAGAAUAAUUGUGACUACCAAGCUGGCUGUCCCUUUUUUUUGAUGCUGACAUAGGAUGGUUCUUACCUAAUUCCCAAUGCUCUGUCUCAGAAUUGCUAUGGGAUACCUCAGAUUUUCAAUCUAGAACUACUGUGCAAAUCACUAGAUAUUUUAUCCAAAAAAAAAAAAACACUUUUUAAGGGGGGAGGGGGGAAGCCUUGAGAAUUCUUGUAGUUUUCAGAUAACAGGUGAGCCCCAUUUCUUAAGAUCACAAAGACCGUGCAUAGAAUGGUUUUCAAUCUCUUUGGUACCUUUUAGUUGAUAACUUACACCGAGUUUUGGGGAUAUUUAGAAAAGAGUUUUAGCUUUCUUAUCUCAAGGAUCAAAUUGACAGCUCGAGUGGCAUUUCACGGGUCUGCCAUAGUUUAUGAACUAUCUGCUACACAUAAGCCUUGAUGAAAAUGGUACAGUCCAGACUGUUAGCAUGGUGCUGUGUGUGUAUGUGCUGCCAGUAACGAGAUUUUUUUUGAUAAGGCAUAAAAGAAACUCAUUCCUUACAUCAACUGUAAUUCCAUCAUUCCAUGUCUGUUGAUACAGACAAUAAAAAAAAUGUUGUGUAGUCAGUACUAAUUACUGACAUUAUAGCAUUCUCAAAUGCAAUAAAAAUGCUGGUUGUUCACACUGGUU